AUGUUAUCGAUAUUAACCACACGAAGUUCAUUUUAUAAAUAUUUGAAGUCCCUGCUAAUUAAGAAUACUGAUUUGUUCUUCAAACAAACCAAUUUCGUUGAAGAAUCAAAACGAAACAAGUUUGAAACAUUGAUUGAAAUAUUUCCAAGCUCUUUUCAAGAGAAUUUGUUGACAAUUUCUUUUACUUGUUCCUCGUUCACUUUUGAGAUUUGUGGUGCUGGUGAAUACGUAAGACCGAAUCUGAGGUUGGAUAAAGCGAAGAGCGACACGGAAAAAUAA
Messenger RNA from Clunio marinus, 279 nucleotides. NCBI's taxonomy places the organism in Eukaryota, Metazoa, Arthropoda, Insecta, Diptera, Chironomidae. The record is from the annotation of a GenBank genome assembly.